AAAUAUCAUCCGUAGAAGAAGAACGGCGAAAAGUCAUGGCGGCUGACAGUUUGUAAUGAGCCAACGAAAACAGACAAGAUUCUUGCAAGUUGGACCCACAGCGUUUAAACCAGCCCCGGCGAUCAAAACACAGACGGCAAAAUGCAGAUAACUUUGAAAACCUUACAGCAGCAGACGUUCAAGAUCGACAUCGAUGAAGAGGAGACGGUGAAGACGUUAAAGGAGAAGAUCGAAGAGGAGAAAGGAAAAGACAAUUUCUCAGUUUCUGGACUGAAGUUGAUCUAUGCUGGUAAAAUCCUCAACGAUGACACAGCCCUCAAAGAAUACAAAAUCAAUGAGAAGAACUUUGUGGUCGUCAUGGUGACAAAGGCUAAAACGGCCUCACAGCCGUCACCCACCAGCUCAGCUCCCAGCACUACAGCCCCCGCUGCCCCCACCGCCUCGUCUUCCAGCUCAGAAACGAGCACAGAGCGAGCCUCCACAGACGACAAGCCAGAGGAGAGACCGUCUUCCACUGCUGAGCCUGCUACCACCCCUGUCGGCUCUGAGGCUUCAACGAACACAAACCUAAUUGAUGAGGCUGUUUCAACUCUAGUGACGGGCCAAUCGUACGACGCCAUGGUGAAUGAGAUGAUGCUCAUGGGCUACGAGAGGGAGCAGGUAGUAGCAGCUCUGAGAGCGAGCUUCAACAACCCAGACAGAGCUGUGGAGUACCUGCUCACAGGUAUUCCAGGCAGAGAUGCAACAGGAUCUGAUGCAGCGGCUUCUCCAGCGAGCGGAGCUCCUGCUCCUGCUGCACCAACAAGCGGUAGUAGCGCCCCCGCCAACACUGGCUCUUCACCAAGUGCCGGAGGAGUCAACCCGUUGAGUUUCCUAAGAAAUCAGCCCCAGUUCCAAAUGAUGCGGCAGCUGAUCCAGCAGAACGCCUCCCUGCUUCCUGCCUUGCUGCAGGAGAUUGGCAGGGAAAACCCCGAGCUGCUGCAGGAGAUCAGCAGCCAUCAGGAGCAGUUCAUCCAGAUGCUUAAUGAACCUAAUCCAGAGCCAGUGCCAGCAGGUGGAGGUGGAGGAGCAGGAGGAGCAGGAGGAGCCGGAGGGCAGGCAGGUGACGCAGCCGGCGGGAGUCACAUGAGCUACAUCCAGGUGACGCCGCAGGAAAAAGAGGCAAUUGAGAGGCUAAAAGCCUUAGGAUUUCCAGAGGGACUCGUUAUACAAGCCUACUUUGCUUGUGAGAAGAACGAGAACUUGGCCGCCAACUUCCUUUUACAACAGAACUUCGACGAUGAUUAAAAGAGACGCCUUCGUUUUGACUGUUUUUUCUUAUUUCUUCCUCUACGUUUUGAUCGCUGAUAUUGAAUAUAUAUGUAAAACGAAGCCUUUUACAUUUCCAAAACAAAAUGUUUUAUUCUGUCCUUCCACAUUCACCUUUCUUAAUAACACUGGAUCAUUAUGGUGUACAACGGCAGGCUGUUUGUGAUCAGUUUGAAAUGGAGGAACAAUUAAAGUACAAUAACUUUGCAUCAGAAA
Acanthopagrus latus (yellowfin seabream) is the source of this 1524-nucleotide messenger RNA. It is a transcript of the gene rad23b, whose product is annotated as RAD23 homolog B, nucleotide excision repair protein. Bases 142 to 1287 code for a protein of 381 amino acids. NCBI's taxonomy places the organism in Eukaryota, Metazoa, Chordata, Actinopteri, Spariformes, Sparidae. Gene Ontology annotation, molecular function: damaged DNA binding; polyubiquitin modification-dependent protein binding; proteasome binding. The record is from RefSeq and is a predicted model, not a curated record. Gene Ontology annotation, biological process: proteasome-mediated ubiquitin-dependent protein catabolic process; nucleotide-excision repair. The transcript is spliced from 10 exons. Gene Ontology annotation, cellular component: nucleoplasm; cytosol.